AUGACACUCAUCCCGAUCACAACCCCACAGCCGCCAGCACCUAGCAUCCGAGAUUCUACCACAAGGAUUCUUUCCAUCUCGCUAGUCCGUACUUACCUCUCUGAUCUACGUCUCAAAAAGACUGUCAAAGUCCUGUUGCACGAGCUAUCGGAACAACAGGGCGUUGCUGCGAACGAGCUUGGGAUUUUAAAGCGAAGGGAGGUCGAAAGGGCAUUGGGAUCAAGACCAAAGGAGGAAUUUUUGUUGGAGACGUUAGUUGAGCUCGCUAGGGCGAACGGUGUGGCAGGGAGGGCAACCUCUGAUAGCCAACCAGAUACCAUGAAAAGCGGUCACAUUGCGGAACGAUCACGAAUCUCGUCUGAAUCUCUGUCGGCGCCAACUUCUAGAGUGAAGCAAGUUGCAAGCCGAAAGCCGAUGAGCACUCGAAUUGAAAUUGCCAGUCCUCCUUCACCGAGAUCGCCAAUGAGAUAUGAUCCAUCCCCAAAGCAAACAUUAAAUAGUACCCAACACUUUGCCCGCAAGUCCUUGACCCACCAAGAAUUCGCAUCCAGUACGCAAUCAAGACAAAAAGACUCGACGAAUGUCGACAUGCAUAGUUCAAAGCCGAUCAAUUCGGAUCGUCGCCCGGGAUCAAAACCACAACGCCACAACGCCAACGACAUUGAAAUAACCUCCAUUUCACCAACCCACUCUGAUACAGAGCUCGAUUUCAACCCUUUGUCCAACCCUCCUCCCCUUCCAACCAACCCGACCCCUCUCACACACGCAGAGUCCCAAACCCUCCACAACUUGCUUUGGGAUCGUCAGAAACCCCCACCAGCGUGGUUAACAGCUACAUUAACCCUCAACACGAACCCAUCCUUGCCCUAUGGACUAGUCCAGACUAAGGGCGGCCCAUGCGGCGUGCUGGCGGGAAUUCAAGCUAGCUUAAUAAAAGUUUUAGUGGAGAGAGGCAGAGAUGUGUGCCGGGUCUCGAGGAAGGAAGCCGAGGAAGCACUUUGGAGGGGCGUCGCAGAGGUGCUGUGGAGGGCAGGUGGUGAGAGGUUUGGAAGAGUCGUGGUUGGGAUCCUCCAAACCCCAACACCAACUCCUACACCUCUCAACCUCACCCUCCACACCCUUACAACCCUGCCCAAUCUUACCAUCUUUCUCAUUCACCACCGACCACACCACCUCCUCCCCCUCCUCUACUCCCUCCUCCUAACUCACACACCCACCCUCCUUCAAACCGAAAUGGACGACCCCUCCACACCCCUCAUCGCUACGCAUGGUUACUGCACACAAGACCUUGUCAACCUCAUCUUAACCGGUCAAGCUGUAUCGAACGUCUUCAACGGUACCCAACAAACAGAUGGAUAUGUCAUGAAAGGUGUACAAAACACCCCACCGACAGGAUUCUUAUCCCUGUUUGAAUCGUACGGGACCAUCCGCGUAGGCUCUUUUUAUAAAUUUCCAAAAUAUCCCAUUUGGACCAUCCACUCUGAAUCUCAUUACACGACCCUUUUCUCACCGACUGCCUUGGAUGAAUAUCAAAAGACGUUGGAAUUGAUUUACUAUGAUGGAUUGGCGAAUCAGGAUGGUGAGAUUCGUAUUCGGGUGAUUUGUGGUGAAGGCAUUGUGGAUAGCGAACAUGACACCGAGUUGAUACCGCCGCUUGAGAGGUGUGUGAGAACAAGAUGGAAAGGUGCCCGGGUAGAGUGGGUUGGGUGUGAACCAAUUCUGUAAUCAGUGCACAAUCAGAUGUGAACGUUGAUCCGUUCAUUCAUGACAUCCUGGCCAAGCGCUGUAGUAACUCACUCAAUUAAACAAUGCAAUGGCACAAAAACUAUCCUUCAAAUAGUACACGUAAAUAUAUAUGAAAUAUGUGGCAGCCCAAA
Spizellomyces punctatus DAOM BR117 is the source of this 1877-nucleotide messenger RNA. RefSeq lists its product as uncharacterized. The transcript has 2 exons. Lineage: Eukaryota; Fungi; Chytridiomycota; Chytridiomycetes; Spizellomycetales; Spizellomycetaceae. The record is from RefSeq and is a predicted model, not a curated record. Gene Ontology annotation, molecular function: cysteine-type deubiquitinase activity; K48-linked deubiquitinase activity. Gene Ontology annotation, biological process: protein K48-linked deubiquitination. The coding region runs from base 1 to 1725 and encodes 574 amino acids.